Molecule: messenger RNA, 1413 nt
Organism: Seminavis robusta
Lineage: Eukaryota; Bacillariophyta; Bacillariophyceae; Naviculales; Naviculaceae
Source: the annotation of a GenBank genome assembly
AUGUCAACUCAUUUUUCUCCCAUUCGUUGCUUUGAAACCAUUCUGGCCCCUCGUUGGCUCGCACAAAAAGGUUGUCCAUUGAUUCAACACCAAGCACAACAAACCAUGAAGUUCUCGUCUACUUUUGCCCUGUCCAUGUUGGUAGGAUCGGCUUCGGCCUUUUCUCCAGCUUCUCCUAUCCAAAAGGCCAUCAACCGUGCCAGUUUCUCUAGUGUGGCUGUGGAGAUGGGAGAAAAGCCUGUCUUUGAUCAAGAACAAUUCAUUCAAGAAUCCAAGGAUAUGCGUCUGAAGCACUUGGAGGAACAGGCCAUGUAUGCCUUGAAAAUCUCGGCGGAGAACUACGGAAAUGCUGUCUUCCCUAAUGCCAUGAUUGCUGGAGAUUUGGUUAUCACCGACUUGUUGGGCCGAAUGGGCUACUUGAAGGAUGGCAAGGUGAAGGUCAUGGUUGUGGAUACCUUCCAUUUGUUCCCUGAGACCAUGGAAUUUUUGAAGAAAAUCGAAGAUCACUAUGGAUUCAAGGCAGAGGUUUUCUGCGCCGAGGGAAUCCCUGUAGGUGACAAGGACGCGUUCGAUAAGCGAUACGGAGCUGACUUGUGGAAGGAGGAUAUUGAUGAAUAUGACCGUGUCUGCAAGGUCGAACCAUUCCAACGUGGUCUGAAAACACUUGGAACUGACUGCAUGAUCAAUGGACGUACCCGCUGGCAAGGAUUUGAACGUGCCUGGAUCGAUCUUUUCGAGAAUGCCCCCAUUGGAGGAGGAUUGGCCAAGUGCAACCCCAUUGCCUACUGGACUUUGGAAGAUACUUUUGAUUACUUUGCCAAGCACAAGGUGCCUUACCACCCUCUUCACGAAAAGGGAUACCCUAGUAUUGGUGAUGCCAAGGAUACGAUCCCCAUCCCAGAAGACGGCAGUGUCAAAUUUGUCAACUACGAAUGGGAGGGAGACAAGACCCAGUGGCUCGACUAUGCCACCGAACGUAAGGGACGCUUCGUUGGAUUGGCUAACAAGGAUGGAUCCACCAAGACUGAAUGUGGAAUCCACGUUGAAGGUGCUGAACGCACAUGGGAUCGUGAUUUGUGGGAAGCUGACAAGAGUAGCGUCAAGAAGGUUGACUCCUCAGAUGCCGCCUUGGAGGUUGUCAAGAGUGGAAAACCAGCCGUCAUGGUUGUCUAUGCUCCAUGGUGCCAAUUCUCUCAAAAUAUGGAAGAAGAAUUCGAGUCCUUUGCUGGAGCCACUGAUUUGGAUGUCUUCUCCUACCGUGGAGACGAAGACCGUGAAUUUGUUCAGGCCAACUUGAACACACAAUCAUUCCCCACAGUCAAUGUCAUCAAGCCCGACGGAACUGUUGUCAAGUACGAAUCCGAGGAACGCACUGUUGAUGCUUUCAAGAAAUUCGUUGAGGAAACACUUUAA